AUGAAUAAUGCGUUGCAAUUUUCGUUACGAUGGAAUAACUACGUUUCUCACGUAACUGAAGCAUUCAAUGAACUUCGGUUUUCUGACGACUUGGUGGAUGUUACAUUAUGUUGUGAUGGUGGCAAAAUUAGGGCUCACAAAAUGCUAUUGUCUGCAUGUAGUAGUUAUUUCAAAGAAAUUUUCAAGGAAAAUCCAUGUCAGCACCCUGUAAUCAUAUUUAGGAACUUCAAGUUUGAAGAUCUAAAUGCAAUUAUAAAUUUUAUGUAUCAUGGUGAGGUUAAUAUCUUUCAGGAACAAUUGGAAUCGUUUUUAGUUACAGCAGAACUUUUAGAGGUAAAAGGCUUGACAGACAAUGUAGAAGAAGACACAUCUAAAACCCAAAUAAGGUUCAUUGACAAUACUUCAUUAGACCUAAGUUCAAAGUCAAGUAGAAUAAAUAAAGAUGUAGUACCUGUUCCUGAUCAACCAAUAAAUUUAGCUACAAUUCAGACUAACAGGCAUGAACAAAUUCCAGAGGCUAAUGCACAAAAAAAUUCCCAUGACGUUCCUGAUUCAGAAUUUCAAGUUGAGAAUGUCAGAACUGAUGAUAGUACAAAUUUGAAGGCAGGAGAAACUUUAUUACCCAUUGAGGAGAUGCAGGUUGAUACGCAAUCUACAUCUGCUGAAGAUUUGUCGGAGAAAAAUACUGAUGCUGUUUUGGCUAAGUUUAGGUGUCAGUUAUGCCCAAAGGGAUUUAAACAUCCUACUUCUUUAACACUUCAUAAAGAUUCACAUGCGGGGAAGACACAAUGUCCAGUGUGCCAUAGGUCAUUUUCACGGUCGUAUGAUAUGAGAAGUCAUUUACAAAGGAUCCACCAAGGAAAACAAUUGACAAUCAAAGAGAUUAGAUACAAGGGCAAUACUGAUACAGUGUCCAAGCCAUUCACACCUAAUAUAUAG
Molecule: messenger RNA, 939 nt
Organism: Parnassius mnemosyne (clouded apollo)
Lineage: Eukaryota; Metazoa; Arthropoda; Insecta; Lepidoptera; Papilionidae
Source: the annotation of a GenBank genome assembly